GUGCGGCUUUACACCCGGCCGCUGUUUCUGAGAAGACGAAUCUGACUCUUCAGUUUUGCUGUCUUAUCUUGGCUCACAGCCAUGACCACACUGAGUGACACUGGCACUGAUGUUGCCGGGGCUAGAGGAAAGCUCACAGGCAGCCACCCGUGAGAACCCGUCCUUUGAGCUUGUGUUGCUUGAGAUCUCUGCCUGGCAGAUAACCAAAGGCAAGGAGGACCAAUCUCUCGUCUCUGUUCUCAGUGCUGCCGUUCACAAGACCUCAGUGACAGACUGUAGGCUCACACUCGUGGUGCUGUCCUGCUCGCCCCAGACAUCUUUCUGGGGUCAACUUGAGGUCAACAGUGUGAAGAUGAGCAGCAUCCUAUUAGCAUGACGACCUUGGACCAUGUCAUCGCUACCCACCAGUCAGAGUGGGUCUCCUUCAGUGAAGAGCCGCUGUUCCCCGCCCCUUCAGAGGGGGUCACUGAAGAACACUUCCCAGGAUCAUCAUCUUCCUCAGACCCGUCUGAGAGCUCCUCUGGGGAGAAUCCUGCCGCGGAUGGAGGCUGCCAGGACCUUUCCCACUCCGAGCAGGAUGACUCCUCUGAAAAGAUGGGCCUCAUCUCCGAAGCAACCACUCCUCCUGGGAGCCCAGUGCAGCCCACACCUGACUUGGCCUCGGCCAUCAGCAACUGGGUCCAGUUUGAAGAUGACUCGCCCUGGAGCAACAUCUCACCACCUCCCAAGGAAACCGCCCUCACAUUGACCAUGCCUUGCUGGACAUGCCCUUCCUUCGACUCUUUGAGAAGAUGCCCUUUGACCUCCGAGAGCAGUUGGACCACCCACUCUGAGGACACCAGCAGUCCUAGUGUUGCUCCUUCAUACACCGACCUGCAGCUCAUCAGUGCUGAGGAGCAGGCAAGCGGCAGAGCUUCACAGACUGAUUCCACUGACAAUUCCUCCUCCCUCCAGGAAGAUGAAGAAGUAGAGACGGAGGCUAUCAGUUGGCGGGCUGGCAGUCCAGCCAUGAAUGGGCACCCCGCUGCUCCACCAGUGACCACUGCUCGUUUCCCCAGCUGGGUCACUUUCGAUGACAAUGAAGUCAGCUGCUCUUUGCCACCACCAGUCACCUCUCCCUUGAAGCCUUCCAACAUGCCCCCUGUUACAACUGCCGUCCCAGACGUACCUUACAACUCGACUGGGUCAUUUAAGAGGGACCGUCCCAAGAGCACAUUGAUGAACUUCUCCAAAGUUCAGAAGCUGGACAUCUCCCCCUUGAACCGCCCACCUUCUGUAAUCGAGGCACCGCCCUGGAGGGCCACCAAUCCUUUCCUGAAUGAGACCCUCCAGGAUGUACAGCCCUCCCCUAUCAACCCGUUCAGUGCUUUCUUUGAAGAGCAGGAGCGGCGCUCCCAAAACAGUUCAGUUUCCAGCACCACAGGCAAAAGCCAAAGAGAUUCUCUCAUCGUCAUUUACCAGGACGCCAUCAGUUUUGAUGAUUCAGGCAAAAGCCAGCCCCACCCUGAUGCUAUUGAAAAGCUCAAACAACUCCAAAUUGACGAUCCUGAUCGUGUUGGCAGUACCACCCUGCCUGAUGAUGACCCCAUAGCCUGGGUUGAACUAGAUGCUCACUCUCCCGCCUCAGCUCUGUCUCAGCCCAGGGAUGGAUGGCCAAUGAUGCUGAGAAUCCCCGAGAAGAAAAACAUCAUGUCCUCUAGGCACUGGGGGCCAAUCUACGUCAAACUGACAGACAGCGGUUACCUUCAGCUGUAUUACGAGCAGGGCCUAGAAAAACCUUUCCGUGAGUUCAAGCUGGAGAUCUGCCACGAGGUUUCAGAACCCCGGCUCCAAAACUUUGAUGAGAAUGGGAGGAUCCACAGCCUAAGGAUAGACCGCGUGACUUACAAGGAGAAGAAGAAAUACCAGCCCAAACCGGCCGUGGCCCACACAGCAGAGAGGGAGCAGGUGAUUAAACUGGGCACCACCAACUACGAUGACUUCCUGAGUUUCAUCCGUGCGGUUCAGGACUGUCUCAUGGAUUUACCCGUGCUGUCCAUGGACUUGAGCACGGUUGGCUUAAACUACCUCGAAGAGGAGAUCACGGUGGAUGUGAGAGACGAAUUCUCUGGCACGGUAAGCAAAGGAGACAACCAGAUCCUGCAGCACCGCGUCUUGACGCGAAUCCACAUCCUGAGUUUCCUCUCUGGGCUCGCCGAGUGCCGCCUGGGCCUCAACGACAUCCUUAUCAAAGGCAACGAAAUCGUUUCUCGUCAGGACAUCAUGCCCACCACCACCACAAAAUGGGUCAAGCUCCACGAGUGCCGUUUCCACGGGUGCGUGGAUGAGGACGUGUUUAACAGUUCCCGGGUUAUUCUGUUCAACCCUUUGGACGCGUGCCGGUUUGAGCUAAUGAGGUUUAGGACAGUGUUUGCUGAGAAGACCUUGCCCUUCACACUCAGGACGGCGGCGAGCAUCAAUGGGGCAGAGGUAGAGGUACAGAGUUGGCUGAGGAUGUCUCCUGGCUUCUCUUCUAACCGGGACCCUCUCACUCAGGUUCCCUGUGAGAAUGUGAUGGUUCGCUACCCGGUGCCCAGUGAGUGGGUGAAAAAUUUCCGCAGGGAAAGUGUUCUUGGGGAGAAGUCUUUGAAAGCCAAAGUGAACCGGGGGGCAAGUUUUGGCUCGGCUGGUGUCUCUGGCUCUGAGCCUGUCAUGAGAGUAACUCUGGGAACUGCCAAGUAUGAGCAUGCCUUCAACGCCAUUGUGUGGAGGAUAAACCGGCUGCCUGACAAGAACUCAGCUUCCGGUCACCCACACUGUUUCUUUUGCCACCUCGAACUUGGCUCUGACCGGGAAGUGCCUUCCAGAUUUGCCAAUUACGUAAACGUCGAGUUCAGCAUGCCCACGACUUCUGCCUCCAAAGCAGCUGUGAGAUCCAUCUCUGUGGAAGACAAGCCUGGCGUCAGGAAGUGGGUCAAUUACUCCGCACACUACAGCUACAAGGUGGAAAUUGAACAAAAAAAGAGUUUGAAGCCAGACGUUGAGGGAGAGGAUUUGGACAACCCAAAGGAGUGUGGGGUACAGUGACAGUAGCUACUGCAUAAGGACCUGAGGAACGCUGAGUCACGAUCGGGUGUCUUCCUGAAUAACCCAAGCUUAAGUCAACACCUGCUGUGGGGCAGUCGACCACAGUUUCCUGUGUGCGGUUAGUUACCUGUGAGUGACAGGAAAUCCUGAGGGGCUGCUUUCAAUCGACUCCUUGAUGCUGAGCAUGCCUGAACACGUGGUGCACCCAGCUUUUGGAGUUUAUUGUAUAUUGAGCCUUCUUGUCCCUUUUCUGCUUCUAUCAUGGCACUGGUGUGUGGUUUGUGGUGACUGUUAGAGACCGGAAAAGAAUGGCCAACAUCAGCAUUGGCACAAUUUGCUCCCAGUAUCCAUCUGUUACUCGUCAGUUUCUGGAAACAGCAGCCUGGAAAGUUAUUCAAGAAUCCAUCACCAGUGGUCCCUCUGUGAAAGAGUCAGAGGAGUUUCAAAACCAUUUCCUCUUUGGGUCUACUAGGCCUUUUCUAGAAAUCACCAUUCUUUAAAUGCUGGUUUUACUCUACAGAGGUUUUCCAGAUGUUUCCCGUCUAGUUCUGGAUUGUUCAAAAUCAAAAUACUUUCUCAACCUCUACUUUUCCAUUUGCUAUCCUAAGUCAUGAUGCCCAGUGGCAGAAGCCAAUCAGAUUUUCUUUUCAAAUUCAGGGACUGGAGCUUAAUUCUACAAAUGGACUGGAUUGGAUUCACAAUCCAACCCAAGAGAAAGGAAAGCUGAACUUAUUUUUCUUCACUUGAAGGAAAAGGGACGUUAAGUGUAAGUUUAUAUUUAGUUCAGAGGGCAGCUUCAAUCAUAACGAGUUGCCAAAUUCUCACCGAUCACUUCUAAUUCCUGAAAUAUUGGCAUGGCUGUGAGGGGGAGAGAGAGAGAGAGAGAGAGAGAGAGAGAGAGAGAGAGAGAGAGAGAGAGAGAGAGAGAGAGAGAGAGAGAGAGAGAGAGAGACUGGCUGAGUUGGCAUUUCUUUUUAUACCUCAUAGGCAAUGACUGUUACAUGUCCCUUUAACUCGAAAUUUAAAGGAAACUGAGAUUGUUGUACAAGCUUAAUUGGAAUGAGCUUUGCCCCAAAUCCAGAGACUGGUAGUCUCAGUGUUGUGAAAGUUCAAAAAGGGUAGACCUGGGGAAAAGCCAGUUUACCAGUAUCAUGGACAUGAAAUCCUGAUUCCAAGAAUCAGAACGGCCGCCUUUUCCCUCAGGUAUUCCUAGCCCCCCCACUGUUUCCCCCACACUCCCUGUACAUUUGUAACUUGGUGUUUUCUCUCAUGAAGAAUAAAGCUAGGGGACAGAAUGCUUAUUUUAUCAUACUUGGGAAUAUAUGAAAAUAUAAAAUGCCUGCAGUUUGGGACUGACUGAUUCAAGAUUUAUAUAUUCAGCUCAUAUUUAGUGAGAUCGAGCUAUGUUCUGCCAUCAGGCAUUAGAAAUCAUUGCAGUGUUUUGAGCUACUUUUUUUUGUUGUUUGUUUUCAAGACAGUUUCUCUGUGUAGCAUUGGCUGUCCUGGAACUCUCUCUGUAGAUAAGACUGGCCUCGAACUCAGAGAUUUGCCUGCCUCUGCCUCAGGAGUGAGGGGAAUUAAAGGCGCGAAUCACCACUUUCCAGCUUGAACUAUGUUUGUAACUAAACAUUAGAUUAAAACAGAAAGGACAAGCUGUAUAGGCGUAGAGGAGAAAACCUGUAUUUUGAGUUUUUAAAAUGCAACCCUUAUAGUACAGAGCUUGUGUGUGUGUGUGUGUGUGUGUGUGUGUGUGUGUGUGUGUGUGUGUGUCUAGAAUUCAGGGGGACUGGUUUUAUAGCAGUGCAUAUAGAAAUGUUUUCUUGAGGAAAUGGGAGUUCAUUUUUGAAUCAGGAAUAUAUCAUGGUUAUUCACAAAGCUAAUGCAUUCCAUCUGUGGCGGUAGGUGUUUAAACAGCUCUGCAUGGUGCAUUGGCCAGCACACGCCUGAAUGGAGGGUUACAUUCAAUUAUAGCUACUAUAUUUUAAGGGAGACAUUAAUAUGGCGAAUGUGUCCACAGGCAGGUGACCAAGGUUGUGAAGCUCAAUCAUGAUUAUGUAAGGAAUGGGGUUGGAGUGGUAUAGCUGGGAAUGGAGUUCUGAGAAGCUGGGGAAUGAUGUAAAAUCUGUCCCAAAGUUUCUGCUAAGCUAUAAAAAGGAAGAGGAGUUAAACUUGUUUUGCAUAACUUCAAAGGCAAAAAAAAAUAGAAACAGAAGAGAACUUUACAGAUGACAGAUGUUUGCUCAAUGUAAGAAUCUUCUAGUAAGAUGUGUUCUGAAGAAGAAAAAGGUCGAAUAAAAUUUCCUGCUGUAGCAAACCCCAGAGGUUAACGAAGGCACCUAUCCCAGGUGCUAUGGAAGGGACGUCAUGUUGGAUUUGGGCAAGGUGGCAGGAAAGAUCUUUUCCAAAUAGACUCCGUAGGAAUGAUUCUCUCUAGUUCCAGAUAGUCUUCCCUCUGUGUUUCCAUGCUGUUGGAGGAGAGUGGGAUCCUUGAAAAGAACAUUGUCGAAGAAUUCCAUGUCAUUUCUGCUGCUAGGCUAAAGGCCUUGAGAGUUCCCAGAAAUCCAAGGGCUUGGAGAGUUGGCAAGAUGAAUAAAGGUCAUCCCUAGCUCAGAACUGGCAGGGGCCCUGCCUCACUGGUAGCAAAGUGUACACAGUGCCUGUCUUCUCUUCCACCCCCUUGGCUAAUUCUCCUCACCUUGGUGCUUCUUCUGGACUAUUUGGAGUUUUGUUGUUAUUUUGCCAUUAAUCAAAACUUGUGGAGAAAAAUCUCCCCUGUGCUAUUUAUUAUUUUUAGCAAACAAAUUAUCACUAAUUUUAAAAAAUCUACUACCUUGGUUCCAUCAAAUCUGUUUUGCCUCUACCGUGCUUAGGGUCAUUAUGGAUAACAUGUAAGGAGCUGAGACGUAUAAUGAAAUAUAUUUUAGGGCUUACUGAUAACCUACACAAAGGGGCUGGAGAGAUGGCUCAGAAUCAAAGAGCACUGACUGCUCUUCCAGAAGUCUUGAGUUCAAUUCCCAGCAACCACAUGGUGGCUCACAACCUUCUGUAAUGAGAUCUGGUGCCCUCUUCUGGCCUGCAGGCAAACGUGCAGACAGAACACCGUAUACAUAAUAAAUAAAUAAAUAAACUUUUUAAAAACCCACAUAAAAACUAUAGUUGAGCAAAUCACCCUUUUGAUAUGUAGAAUGUGUGUGCACUUGCCAUGUUGGACCUCAGUUUUUAUUUUUCCUGUGGUUAGCAAAAAGAAAAAAAUCCUAGUCUGUGUUAUCAAUAAUGUAAAACUAUAAAAAGGGGUUGGAUUUUACCAGUACAGUUAGAACAUGCUUGGUGUCACAUGGUAUCAAAAGCUAUUUAUUUUUGAGUUCAGGACCUGUUUUUUCAACUUCACAAUGAAACAGGAUUUAGGAAAAACUCGUUCUACUGUAUCAGACAAGAGGACUGGCAAUGACGCUCAGUGAUAGAGACCUUUCCCAGCAUGCACAAGGUCCCAGUACUGCAUAAAAAUCAAAGACAGAGAGCGGGAGGGAGUUUGAGGAGCGAUCACCGACACCCCUUCUAGACAGAGUGCUAGUUAGUUAUUCCGAAUCAAAAGCUAGUCCUUUGCUCUUGUUAGACUUUCCAGAUUGCUUUUGCUGUUGUUGUUGUUGUUGCUUUGUUUUGUUUUCUAUUGCUUCCUCAUCUGCUCACUACCUUCCUACAUUUAAUAUCUGGACUUAUCCUCAAGAAUAUUCCUUCAUUUAAGAGAGUUCUUAUAUGAAAUGAGACUAGUUUCUCUUUAGAAACAUGGGUGGGAUCAGGAAUGUGUGUCCCUAGAAACUCGAUUCCUGAGAAACGUGGCACACGAAGACAAAGAGCCUGUCCUUGUGUUUCAAAUGCCUGUCGCAAAGUGUGAGCUACAAUAGGGCCCAGCCACCUUAAUUCCUUACUUCUAAAUGGACUCACUAAGUGAAUGGAAAUCAUCAGCACUUUGACUCCGAGGCGACUUAGCCAGCAUUUAUUUUCCAGAGGACUUAAAUAAUUUUGCUUUGCUUUUGUUCCUGCUGCUUGUGUCAACGAAGUGUCAGGACAGAGGCACUUAACGUGUGGCCGAAUCUGAUCCCCAGUGUCCCCUAUUCAUGUUGAGGACCCUUUCUAUCCUCAGAGGUGGAGGGGCGCAGGUGCUAUCCACGGUUGGGCUAUUGAUCCGGUCUGAUUGCUGCCACUCAAACAGACCUGUGGGCUUCUGCCUUGCCCGUGAGAGUGGAAGACGCACGCGGCUGAUGGAGUGUCCUGCGGGGUCAGGUCUUUGUCCUCCCAACUGUCACCACUAACCAGUGCUGCUGUGCGCGUCAUGCCCCUGCAUGAGAUGGGGGUCUGAGACAGGAAGGCUGCGGCUCGCCAGAUGAAAUCAUGAUUUUUAUUUUAUCAUCAACUUAUUUUAUCAGUCAUUUCUAUUUUAUCAUCAAGAUGGAGCUUCCUUUUUUUUUUUUUUUUUUUUUUUGUCUUUUUCCUUAAAAGCCCUAGGAAUUAAUUGUUAUAAGCAGGGAGUGUGGCCGCUCACCCUACUUUUAUAAAUUCUCCUGGUAAAAAGUGGUAAAUUUAACAUCCCCCCCCCCCCCCCGUAUUUCAAGGCAGUGUUUCUAUGGGUAACUCUGGCUUUCCUGGAACUCUGUAGACUAGGCUGGCCUCCAAUUCACAGAAUUCUGCCUGCCUCUGCCUCCCAACUGCUGGAAUUAAAGGCCUGUUCCACCAUCACAAAUUUAACUCUUCUAAAUGUAUGAUUUAAAUUAAUCCUAGCAUGUCUAAAGUUGAGACUGUGAUUAAAAUAGAAUUUGAUAGAGAAUUCAAACAGAACUAACAACAAGUUAAAUAAAAAUAUGCCAUUUUGUGUUAAUACUUCACUACCAAACUAUGACAGCAUUUUAUGUAAAAUUAAUCAGUAUAUUCUCACUUUGGCUCUAAUGGAUGUUUCUAAACAUAACCAAUGUCAAUUUACCAAGUCCCUACACAUCACUACAUUUAAUUAUGCUCUUUGCAAAGGAGAUUGGCUUUGGAUAUUAUCAUUCACAGUUGUGUAUUAAAGGAAGUAUAAUGCCAGAAAUAGAGAAGACAAUCUCAAGUGUAGGAACAAAUGCAUGUAUUAGUAAUGUUCCCAUGGCCACCUAAGCAAGAACAUGGAAGUUUUAUAUUUUCGUCUAGUAUGCCUUAAACAAUAUGCUAAUGAAAGUCCAGUCCUAUACUCUAAGAAUUGCAGUUCCAAGCCCAAGAAGACAGAAAGUUUCAAAAGUACUGCAUUCUGCAGAACCUGGAACAAUGCAAAUAAAAACUGGAUAUAAUGAAAAGCUACUAAAGAACAGACUAAAGAAAAUAAUUUCAGUAUGAAAAGAGUUGGAGCAUAUACAGCAUGGGGCACCAAGACUCAACCAGAACUGGAGGUCAUCUCUUAGAGUAAGAAGCUAUAGGAAAGAAGGGGGCAUAGCGGGACUAGACAGCAGAGCUCUUCAGCGGGACUAGACAGCAGAGCUCUUCAGCUCUGCUCGGAUUAUGUCAAGUGCUCUGGUUAAGGUACCAUGUUUGCGAGCCAGGCGGUGGUGGCGCACGCCUUUAAUCCCAGCACUCAGGAGGCAGAGGCAAGCGGAUCUCUGUGAGUUUGAGACCAGCCUGGUCUACAAGAGCUAGUUCCAGAACAGCCUUCAAAGUCACAGAGGAACCCUGUCUCAAAAAACCACACACACACACAAAAAGGUACCAUAUUUGCAGCCAGCUUCCCUGAGUGGAGGAGAGGCCACCCAGUAGUAUUCUGAAGAUUGUUGUUGACAGCCACACUGUGAUGGCUUUAUGGAGGGAAAAGUUGGGCUUCUUGUGGUUGUUCAGAAGUGUGGAGACAAUCACUAUUGCUUACUUAUCUGUUAUUUUUCCCAACCUAACUUCAGUUUCCAGAGACAAAAGAGAGGGCUGGACUUUCAUUUGUUGUUGUUGGGUUUUGUUUUUUUGUUGUUGUUUUUUUUUUUUGGUUCCCCCCAGCCAUGGUUUUAUGGGUGCAAAAUAUCCUUUCCUUCACAUUUUGUUGAUAUUCAGUGUCCGUGUGAUUUUAUAUAUAUAUAUUUAUAUAUAUAUAUGCUUCAGAACCAAGAAGUUUAAAAUAUCUAAGUUGGAGAGACCAGCUAUUUUUCCUGCUUGAACUCCUUCCCAGGCCCAUCUGCUUAGAUGACAGAAAUGCAGGAAAGCCCCCCCCCAAUUCGCUGUUCUGCAGUUGGCUUCAAAUACCAGUUAAAUAUGAAGGUCAAAAGGGCAGUCUCCCAAGUGGAUAUGGGGAUAUGAAUACCAGGUAAGACAUAAGUAGGUCUAGCACUCCCCCCCAGGUUACUGAAGAUGUGGGGAUGUAAGAUGUUAAAAUGAUCUAUGGUUUACAGAUACAGCCUUUCAUGUGGAUGACUAUAGAAGAGAGGGGAAAACAGAAACUGUAAUUAUAACAAAGUCAAAUGAAAGAAAACCACGCAUUAAAAUGUACUUAAAUUUUUUAAAAUAUGGAUCGUUAUAAAAUGGCUUCUCUGUGGGGUGUAUUUGAGUAUGACAUUAGUUCCUCCUCUGGUUAUACUUGGUCAGACAUAAUGGGUCGGUUCUAGCUGGUCGGAUAGAAUCCCAGCAUCCCCCUCCUCCUUCACUCCCAUGUUCUGCCUCAGAUGAAACGCCAGUUCUCACUGUGGACACUGGCCACACUGGGACUGGAGUCUUAAGUGCCACCAUUGCUCACCACCUGCUCGUGCUAUCUGUCGGACAGGCCAUCCCAGUGAGAGUCCACAGCAGCAGUUCUGUGGAUCAGACGUACACUUAGCCCUCUCUAUUGGAUCUAAGGGUGUUCAAGAAUGGCAUGCGAGAAGAGCGGCGUGAGUCCCUUGCCCCUUCAGCCAGCCUCCGUUUAUCUUUUAUGCUCACUUGCCAACAGAAGCUGGAGAGCCCUUUGCCAUGUUCAGAGGCUAAUCAGGAUGGAGGCUUGAGAAGAGAAAAGAGAGGAUCAUCCCUCCCCACCCCAUCCUUGUGAUGUCCAUAUGAAUUUCAGUGUGUCGGGGCUUGAACUCAAGGCCCAGUGAAUGACUUGGAUCCAAGGCUUGUAUUUGCCUUCAUUUGUCAUCUAUCCUCACUCAGUGUAACUUCUUGCACUAUUGUGGCUAAUUCUGUGCAAAACUGGUUAACUUUAAAAACAAUGUGCCUAUGUAAUAAAGUCUACACACUGGCUAUUUCUGUGGAGGCGAUGUUUCGUUUUUUAAUGUUUUGCUGAAUAACGUGUAAUAUCUUUUUUGAGCUAUGAAAAGGAAGUAUUAAUAAAAACUGUAAGCAAA
This is a messenger RNA of Mesocricetus auratus (golden hamster), 10385 nucleotides long. RefSeq names its product stonin 2 (gene Ston2). Gene Ontology annotation, cellular component: synaptic vesicle; AP-2 adaptor complex. The record is from RefSeq and is a predicted model, not a curated record. The transcript is spliced from 7 exons. Gene Ontology annotation, biological process: regulation of endocytosis; clathrin-dependent endocytosis; synaptic vesicle endocytosis. Gene Ontology annotation, molecular function: clathrin-cargo adaptor activity. NCBI's taxonomy places the organism in Eukaryota, Metazoa, Chordata, Mammalia, Rodentia, Cricetidae. Bases 373 to 3066 code for a protein of 897 amino acids.